GAGGCUGAGGGAGGCCGCCCGCCUGCGCGCCUACAAGGCCGCCUGUCCCAGCAUUCCUUGGCUGAGCAAGAUGGCGGCGCCCGGCGAAGGUCGGCGCUUCUCGCCCGCCGGCUUCUUCUCCUUCCUGCCCGGGGGCGCGCGGGCCCACGAGACCAAGGAGGAGGCGGCGACGGAGACGGCCGGGCCCAUCGGGCCCGUCGGGGAAACUGCCGCGCGAAAGCGGCCCUGCCGGGCCUGCGUCGACUUCAAGACGUGGAUGAAGACGCAGCAGGCGCGGAACCACUCGGGAAGCGGGACGCAGGUCGCGUUGGAAAACAAGUUGCCAGCUGAUUGCCCCCUGGAUCGGGAGGAGUUGGGGCGAAACACUUGGGCAUUCUUACACACAAUGGCUGCAUAUUAUCCUGACUGCCCUACUCUAGACCAGCAGGAAGAAAUGGCCCAAUUUAUACAUCUAUUUUCCAAGUUUUUCCCAUGUGAUGAGUGUGCUGAAGAUAUAAGGAGAAGGUUGAGCAGAAACCAGCCAGACACCAGCAGUCGGAACAGGCUCACCCAGUGGCUCUGCCGUAUACACAACGAGGUCCAUCUCCAUUCCUAUUCUGAAGGCUGAAAAAGGAACUUGGCCUUCAUCUACCUGAUGGAACAGUGUGGGAAGACUGGCCCUAUGUGACUCAUAUGUGCAUCUGAUUUGCAUCAUGCGACUAACUGGGGCUAGGUUUGGGCCCUGCAGAAAAUACUGGGAGAUCUUCCUGUAACUGGAGAAAGAAGGGAAAAUUUACUCCACCCAAUUGAAUGCCAGGUCCCUGUGGAGUCCUGGACAUAAGCAGUGUGGUAUACAGGAAGACAUACACCCUAGGAAUCAGGAAGACCUGAGUGUUGAUCCCAGCCUUGACGUCUAGCCUUGGAUAAGUAUUUUUACCUCUGACCCUGCAUUCUCAUUGAAAAGUGGGAUUUAUAGUCUCAUCCUGCCUCUUUUGUGGGCUUUUAGGAGGAUCAAAUGAGAUAGAAAAAUCACUUUGUCAACUGUGUUCAGAGCAGGCUCCAGCCUCUGACUGAUCUGGGAAAGUCUAAGGUAGGAACCUCCUACAUUUUGGUAUGAAGGGGAGCUUCCAUCCUGGCUAGGGCUACCUUGAAGGGAACAUUUUGAUUUCCAGUUGUUGGGAUUGGAAGACAUUCUUUUGAACUCAUCUUCCCCAACCUUCCCUUUACUAAAUUUCCCUAUUACUGUUGAGGGUACAAUAUCCUCUCAGUCCUCCAGGCUCUUCCAGUGAAAUCUUUGACCCCUCACUAUAUCUCACAUAUCAUAGCUAACUAGCCAACACCUGUCACCUUUUGCAAAAUUUCUCAAAUAUGUCCCUUUCUCUGCUCUAACAUUGCUACCCCCUUGGUACAGGCCCUUGUUACCUCACAUUGGUACCAUUGCAAUAACUUGUUGGAUUUGCCUGCCUCGAGUCUCUACCCACUCUGAUCUAAAUUCAGCCACUAAAGUGAUUUUCCUGAAGCAUAGGUCUAUGUCAGUCCUCUACUGAAUAAACUCCAGUGACUCCUUAUCACCACCAACAUCAAAUAUAAAAGCCUCCCACCUUUCUGGUUCUCUUUAAACUUUGCACCCUUACGUGAAUUCUGUCUGGUCACACGGUCCAUCUUGUGUGCCUUGUACAAAACACUCCAGCUCCUGACUGGACGUUUUUACUGGUUGUCUCCCAUACUUGGAAUGUUCUCAUAUCUGCCUCCUGGCUUGCUUUAGGUCCCAGUCAAAAAUCCUACCUUCUACAAGAAGACCCUCUAAAUCUCUUUUAAUUCUAGUCUUUUUCUUCUGUUAAUUAUCUCCAGUUUAUCUGUAUAUAGCUUGUUUUUACAUACUUGUCUGUAUGUUG
Molecule: messenger RNA, 1874 nt
Organism: Dromiciops gliroides (monito del monte)
Lineage: Eukaryota; Metazoa; Chordata; Mammalia; Microbiotheria; Microbiotheriidae
Gene: GFER
Product: growth factor, augmenter of liver regeneration
Exons: 4
Coding region: 71-607 (178 amino acids)
Biological process (GO): liver development
Cellular component (GO): mitochondrion
Molecular function (GO): flavin adenine dinucleotide binding; flavin-dependent sulfhydryl oxidase activity
Source: RefSeq, a predicted model, not a curated record